AGUGAAAAUGACAGCAGUGGCAGCGGAGCCAUCAACAUCACCAUCACCGUAGACAGCGAAAACGUUGACGCCAGCGCCAGACGAGAGCCAAGGUUCCUGCUCCCCAGUCAACCCAAUUGAUUGGAUAAUCCCCAAAGAUCGGAAAACGUGAAAUCAGCCCUGGAAUAGUAAAAACAAAACCCAGCCCGAAAGCAUGUCCUAGUGAAGCCCUCGACGGAGGACGGAAGUGGGAAGAGGGAAGAACAGGACACCCGGAGCACGUCGGAGCACGAUGGCCUCCGGCGAUGGCGACACCAUCAACACCAUCGACAUGGACAGCUCCUCGGCGUCGCAGGCCAAGCUGGCUGAGCCCAGUAAUGCCUCCAACGACCAUGUGGGAAACUCAUCGCCCGACCUGGGCAACCGACCGAAUCGCGGGGCCAGCAAGGCGGACAAGGAGCGCAAGAUUGGCCACAGACGCGUCGGCGAGGGCGGCGAGAUUACGUACAAGAAGAUCCAGACGUCGCAGAUCAUGGGCUCCAUCCAACUGGGAAUCCAGCACACUGUCGGCAGUCUAGCCUCGAAGCCCAAGCGUGAUCUACUUAUGAUGGACUUCUGGGAAAUCGAGAGCAUCACCUUUCCGCCAGAGGGUUCUAGCCUUACACCUGCCCACCACUACAGCGAGUUUAGAUACAAGAUCUACGCGCCCAUUGCUUUCCGAUACUUUCGGGACUUGUUUGGCAUCCAGCCAGAUGAUUUUAUGAUGUCCAUGUGCACGUCCCCGCUGCGGGAACUGUCCAAUCCUGGUGCUUCCGGCUCUAUAUUCUACCUGACAACCGACGACGAGUUCAUCAUCAAGACGGUGCAACACAAAGAGGGCGAAUUCUUACAGAAACUACUGCCUGGUUACUAUAUGAAUCUAAAUCAAAAUCCGCGCACGCUAUUGCCAAAGUUCUUCGGAUUGUACUGCCUGCAGACGAGCAAUGCCAAAAAUAUUCGCCUGGUGGUCAUGAACAACCUGCUGCCCUCGUCCGUAAGGAUGCACUUGAAGUACGAUCUGAAGGGUUCGACCUUUAAGCGCAAGGCCAACAAGGCAGAGCGUGCCAAGAAGUCACCCACGUAUAAGGACCUCGACUUCAUGGAGCAGCAUCCCAAUGGCAUAUUCCUGGAGGCCGAGACCUACUCCGCACUGAUCAAGACCAUUCAGCGCGACUGUACAGUACUAGAGUCCUUUAAAAUCAUGGACUACUCCCUGCUCCUCGGUGUUCACAAUCUGGACGUGGCUAUAAAAGAAAAGCAGAGUGAGCUAAGGAAACCCCAGAGGGCUCCACUGGCCGAGGACUCCGACGUGGAUGUGGACGAUCCCCUGGACGCCCUUGAUGGCGAUGGCAAGGAUCGGGAUGCGGCCACGGGCAUCAGUAGGAAUAAUGCGGCAUACAGGUCCGUGAAUCGCCAGCGACUGGUGGCCCAUUCCACGGCCAUGGAGAGCAUUCAGGCGGAGAGCGAACCCAUCGACGACGAGGAAGAUGUGCCGCCUGGUGGGAUUCCAGCGAGGAGUGAGAAAGGCGAACGUCUGCUGCUUUAUAUCGGUAUUAUCGAUAUUCUGCAGUCCUACAGGCUGAAAAAGAAACUGGAGCACACAUUCAAAAGCAUCAUACACGAUGGGGAAACCGUAUCGGUGUGCCGGCCCUCGUUCUAUGCUCAAAGAUUCCAAAACUUCAUGGCCAAGACCGUGUUCCGCAAGAUACCCUCCCUGGAUCUCCCAGAGAUCAAAGGGAAUCACAGAAAAUUUCGUACCUUGGUAACCAGCUAUAUAGCAUGUCUCUCAAUCUCACCGCUCAAGCAUUCGCCUUCGAAGAGAAAAAGCCUUUCCAAGGCCAUACAGCGCUCCAUCGACAGCGACAACGAGGUGGCCACGAGGCCGGUUCACGCUUCGCACUCUCACAGUAGUGGCAAGAUUCACCAGCCUGCCAAGCCGCCCACCACCGAGCCCACGCCAGCGGGAUCGGCAGGAGGAGCCGGAGGAGGAGCAACUGCCCUCGGCCCAGCCAGUGGCAGUGGCACCAGCGAGCGGGCACCUCCGCCCGUCAAGCAACGGACUCCGGCGGCCAGUAAUCUGAAGACGCGCGUGCCUCCGCCAGUGCCACCGCGUGGCUCACCGCGGCGCAAGGAUGCCCAGGAUCGGACGACACCAGGCACAACGCCCUCAUGCAGCUCGACUCCUCCCCCCGCCUUUGACGACAUCUCCGAGGACAGCUCGAACAAGAACAGCACCUCGUCGAUAGGGCGCCGGUCGCAUCAUCAUCACCACCAUCACCAGCAGUCGCAGCAGCACCAGCAGUCCUACUACCUGGAUCGCAAGAUGAACAUCGGACCCGCCUAUCGAGGCUCCUACAAGGAGGAUAUCGUGAGCGUCUCUGAAGUCCAUCUGGAUACACUACUGGCGGUGGACACGUCAUCGAGCAGCCAGUACGGGUCCCGCGGCGGAUUGGCCUGGACGCCGCCCGCUUCAGGUGAGGGCUCCACUCCCACAUGGACAGAGGGCACACCCAGUUUUACGGACUCCAGUUCGAGUGGUGAUCUCGACAACUUCUCGCCCAUAAACUCAUCUAAAAUCGAUCGACACAAGCCGACGGUGGAAGAUGCCAUCAACUCUCUGUCCGCGGGAAUGAUCAACUAACAUAGCAUGUGAUGACGGAACACAAGACACACCAACCCAGAAAUAUCACGAUGUGGACAGAGAAAUGCCUCAUACUCUUACAUACUGAUUAUGCUUGCGUGUUCAGGCGCACUUGUAUAGCUAGGAUAUAAUCAAAAGGCGCCCCACGUAGUACAGAAUUCCAUGCCAUGCCCACGCCCACGACCACACCCACACCUGCCCAUCCUUUCCAGCGGACAUCGGGUGAAAACUACCCAUCAAAGACAUAAGCCAACACUGCAAAAGAUAUUAUACACAAAACAAGAGCAUACUCCCCAUAUACAGAACUACAGAAGCAUAAAGCAAAUAGAUGGCAAAUCAAAUAUGAGUAAAGUGCGCAGGAUGACAUCCAGUUGGAGAUCCGAGAUCCGUUAUCCCGUUCCCUUAUACGUUUAGUGUACGGUGUAAAGAGUUCGUUAUGCGUUCGAUCAGAUAAUAUGGAAAUAUACAAUACACUGAAAUUAUAUGAAUAAACGUUUUUGCGAUACUUUCGAUCUCCGAUAUAUCCACAUAAGUACGUAUUAUGUAUACCUAUGUAUAAUCAGCAAUCGCGAUAUUACAAUAUUAUUGUACAAUAUUUCAAUUUACAAGCCAGACAAACCAAGAGCAAAAUUAUAUACAUAUUAUUCAUCUGUAUUUAUUAACGAUAAUUGUAACGCGCUUAGGUUUACUCAACACAAAAACAGAACGGAACAUGACUUACAUGAGAUAUUACAUACACCAACGGACAGACACGGACUGUGGACAACAUUCGACUCAUACAUGAUGAAAGAAUUGAUUAUUUAUUAAUUAGUUGAAUGUUAUUUAACUUAUAUGCAUUAUUCUAAAGAUUACUGAAAUCCAAAUGUAAUUACAAUAAAUUAAAUUGCAAGGUUGAAA
Drosophila suzukii is the source of this 3556-nucleotide messenger RNA. It is a transcript of the gene PIP5K59B, whose product is annotated as Phosphatidylinositol 4-phosphate 5-kinase 59B. Gene Ontology annotation, biological process: phosphatidylinositol phosphate biosynthetic process. The record is from RefSeq and is a predicted model, not a curated record. Lineage: Eukaryota; Metazoa; Arthropoda; Insecta; Diptera; Drosophilidae. Gene Ontology annotation, cellular component: plasma membrane. Gene Ontology annotation, molecular function: 1-phosphatidylinositol-4-phosphate 5-kinase activity.